CAUGGCAUCCUGUAUAGCAGAUGUGCAUCCCACAGUCAGUGCAGUACCCCGCCCAUCAUCAUCCGUACACAGACAAGUAGUGAUCAAUGUAAAUGGCCAACAGAAGACCUGCCUUGGUGGAAUACAUGUCCCAUCUGUCCUGGAAAUACUAACAAAUGCCUUAAUGAAUAUGCAAAACCAGUUUUUGGACCAGCUACCACAAAAUAUGCAAAGCAUUGACCCAGGGAGACUACAGGUAGCACUGCGAGAACUAAGGGUGUACUCAGAUCCAACGACACAAGACCUUGAGACACUGGAGACAUGUAUGUUGAUUGAUGAGUUCGAACAAGAUCUAAAAAGCAUGGACAACUACAAAACAACCCUAGAACGUGUACUUAAUAAAUACCCUGAACUUCAGCUGUACAGCAAGAAGUAUGUUCUGCCACUGCCUGCUGAUUGGCCAGGAUGGUACUAUCCCAAAAAGCUAAUAGCAAGUGGAUGGAAUCCCAGCAUUGGAAUAAUACCAGAGCAAGGGCCAUUUCAUGUGNGAUAA
Molecule: messenger RNA, 532 nt
Organism: Orbicella faveolata
Lineage: Eukaryota; Metazoa; Cnidaria; Anthozoa; Scleractinia; Merulinidae
Source: RefSeq, a predicted model, not a curated record